CGCGGUGGGCCCAUCCCAGGCAAAUUCUGUAAUAUUGUCCAGGUCUUGUAUCGUUUAGCAUGAGCGACGGUGCUCGGUUGCGGCAGUCAUGGUAUAACGCGCUCUCGGAAUCCGAAGAGUACUUUCGAACACUCCUGAAGUCACCUUCCUCGCCGGAAUGGAAGCGCAUUGUAACAACCUCUGAUACCUCGAAGAGAGGCAAAGGGAAGUCGCGAGCGUCUGCAGCUCCGGAACUAACGGACGUGAUCGUCCAUCGGAGGACACUCAAGUCGGGAGACACGGUUUACAGGGCGGUACUGGACGUGCCGACCGGUGAUGAACCAGUCGUACUUGACCCAUGGAAGUCGGUUUUGAUCACUCCGGAACUCAGGAAGGAGUGGGAUCCCGCGGUGGAGGGUGCGCAACUCCUUGAGAUGUUGGAUCCUACUACUAGAGUGUCGAAGACGAAUUUUACGCUCGGUUGGCCUGCAAAUCCUCGAGACGCAGUCACCAUUUCACGAACCUUCCACGACGCUACGACCCUCAUGGACAUCUCUACGUCCCUGCCCCGCUCGAUCGACGAACCCGCAUACCUCAGACCCUCGCCUCCCUAUGUUCGAUCAGAUGUCAAACUGUUUGCCUGGUGCAUCCAAUACCUAACGCAAACGCCAGCAACAGAUAGUAAGCCUAUUCCUGCCAAGCUGCGUAUCACAUGCUUCUGGCAGCAUAACUUCAAGGCAAUGUGGAACUUUGGGUCCGCUGCUGGCCUCUCUCAAGAACUGGCAGCAACGGUACUUGGUCUAUACAAGACGGUGCGGGGUCGAGGCUCUAGGGUGCCGCUAUUGCUUGGCUACGGUAAUGGCGUUGCUGUCGAACGGAUCCGCUUUGACGUUGAUCGCGAGGCUCUGACUGUGGACUACUCUAUCGUCCCGGAGGAAGAAGAUCAUGGGACGCAGUCAACAGACCUUUCCCAGAGCUUGGACUUGCAUUCGCUCAAAGAGCAUCGUCGGCUAGUCCGCGCCAUUGAGUGCGCCCUGCCAGCAUCACAGGGAUGGGACGUGCAGCUAACUACGAAAGCGUCUUCGGAACGCGUCAGCCAGCUGCCGUGGACCGCUGAAGCUGUACGCGAUGGGAGCCCGGAAACAGGAAACCAGCUGCCUGAACACGAGAAGUUUUUGUUCAGAGUGAAGCACAGUCCGCUCCCCGACGAUCACUCCGUCUUGAAAGUGAAGGUCGUCAUCGAGAUAUCUGGACCAUCCCGCGGGCUCCGGCUGAACGGCGUCCCGAAACCGAUAGAGCAUAUUGAGGAACGAGAUCCCUCGUCGUACUACAUGUCGCAGCAGAUUUUGCAGGAUGCUUCUAGUACAGCAGAUCUCAGUUUCCAUACAGCUUCUACCAGUAGCACUUCGCAGAGCACGGCUUCAAGCUCUGGAACGACUACGAGGCCGCCUCUCAGUCGGAUGCCCAAUGAACGUACGGCAGCCGCGGAGAAAGCGAUUUUAUCUCAAGUCAGGCGGAAAUAUAUAUACUUCUCCUCUCUUCUGCAGGAGCCCGAGGCGAAGUGGAAGCGGACUACCGAAGGACGUGGCGUCGAGGUUACCCAGCUAGACUCCAUAGACCCGACUUUAGUGGUCUAUCGCGCCGAAGCCACUUUUGUCGGUGUUGGUCUAUGGGAUCUAUUUGGGGCGAUUGUUACCCCUGGCGCUCGAGUCUACUGGGACAAACAGCAUGAAGAUGCUGUGCUCCUGGAAGAUGUCAACGAACUCAGUGAGCUGUGGCAUGUCAAGACGAAGCCCGCAUGGCCAGUAAAUGGACGCGACUCUGUCCUGCUGCGCACCGUGUACAAGUCCCCCAGCACCAUACACGUCUUUGCGUUCUCGGCAGACAAUCUCCAUCUCUUUCCCAACGUUCCUCCCGUCGAUCCCAAUGUUAUCCGAACGCAAGUGGACCUGCAAGGGUGGGCCAUUGAAGCAUUGUCCCCGACCACAACGUUAGUGACCUUGCUGGAGCAGUCCGACCCCAAAGGCUGGUCGAAUAAGACCUCCAUCCCUCAGCAAAUGAUCACUGCUCUCGCCGGUAUUGGGGAGUUUGCCAUCAAGUGCGGCGGUCCUCCAGCUGCGACACGUCUGGCUGGUGCCAAAGCCAACGAUAUUCGGUACGAUCACGAACGCGGGAGUUUCCGCAUUGAGUAUGAAGUGUCCGAGAGUCGUAGGACAGGUGACACUGCUUCGUCUAAUGCUACAGAGAACGGAGCCAACACGUCUUCGAACAUACCAUUGCCUGUUGUCGAAUGCGAAAUCCGGUGCGAUAUGGACACCUGGGCACAUUCUCUCGACAUCGUCGUGGACCCCCCGCCGCAAGCUAUCUCAUGUUUACGACGCCAUCGACUUUCUACGAACGGAGGAGGUCUGUGGCUCACGAUAUCUCACGAUGCUGUCUUUGCUAGCGAUGAUCGAAUCCUUGUCAUCAUUCGUAAAGGCCCAGGCCGGGACAAAGGAGUCGUGAUGGUUAAUGGAGCCAAAGCCAUCGUAGACGUUGAAGAGCUGCCUGAAAGCGAGGUCAAAUCUCUGACGAAGCAGAAACGUGUCAAGCCGGCUCGUAUUCCGCUGGAUCAGCCACCUGUCGUAGGUGCAAUCCGGAGACGGAGGGCAGAGUGGGACGGGGAUGGAGAAGGCGGAUCUGGCCAAGGCGGUGCUAGCGGGGAUGAGAAGGGGUCAACGUCUCCGUCAGCUUCCAGCUUUACAUCCGCUCCGAAAUUUUCUAGCCCUCUGGCUAGGUUCUUCACGAUGGCUGUCGAGCAGGCGACCACUACGACGCAGCAGGCUGUCGCAGCUAUUUCGCCCGCCACGGCUGGAGGGGAUCAAGCAAUGCCUUCUUCAUCUAAACCGCCUAUGGAGCACGCUCUGGACGCCCUCUCGCACGUCCAAACCUUUUAUUUAAACCCCUCCGCUGAUGGAUGGGCGCUGAUCAGUGAGAAGGGUUUUCCUGUCCAUCGCAAGAUUAUACCGGAGAUAUCUACCACUAUACCCGUCCACAAAGGUGAGAAAGUGAUUGAAGGUGUCUCAGCGGAGGAGAUAGCGGCGGUUGUCACUAGCUAUGGAUGCCGCAAGCAGUGGGAUGAUCGCUUCGACUCCGCAGUCGUCUUUGAAGAAUACGGAGCACGGUGUCAUACUGCAUUCUUGGUCACGAAAGGUGGUUUCCCAUUCCGCGAUCGUGGCUUCUAUGUAGCUUCGAUGCUGGCUCGUACCUCGCCGAAGACUCCCGUCUCCGCCUCGUUGUCUCGUCGCAACUCCGGGAUUGAAGCUGAACAGGAGAGCCGUGCAGCUGUCCUUUGCGUGACUACAUCAUUUAGCUCUGACUCAAUGGCGUCUUUCUCUCCUGCGAAGUAUAACCCUUACAAUCUUCCCGUGGGCCGGUUCUUUGUCGACGCAUGGAUAUUGGAGACUCUGGAUCCCUACGCGGAAGAGAAUUACGCGAUUCCUUCGACGAAGUGUACACGCUUGGUAGCGGCGGAUUACGCUGGCUCUAUUCCGGCUGCUGUGAACUCGAUGAUAAACGGGAUGCUGCCUAGGUCGAUUCUCAAUCUGGAGACCUACAUGAAGGGCAUCUCGCCGUUGCCCUUCAUCCGCCUACCACGCGCGGGCCUCUUCAUUUCUGAAGAGAAGCAGGAUGAGCCCUUCAAGGAGAAUUCCUGGAAAUUCAUUCGCCGCGACAACAAUCGCAUGCUUGUGACCGCUGGGUAUACACCGGAAGAGCUGGUAUACAACAGUGUCAUUACUUUGUCCCUGGGAUAUAUUCCAUCGACGGAUACGCACGACACUUCGGAUGACAGGACGCCGAGACCUAGUCGGAUAGGGACGAACCCUAUGCCAGAGGUUAAACAUGGCGCUCAUAAGUCGGAGGACUUCACUAGAUCCGCCGGUUCCUUGGGACGGUCGACGCUGGCGCCAUCGUCCCGAAGCGGUUCGCGGUCCCGGGAAACGCUCAGGGCCACAACUUCUGCCUUCAACCUCAGAGGAGCAGCUAAAGCACCCUCGGACUUCUUACUCGCCGAGGUUAUUGUUGACUCGAAGACGUACCCCAAAGGUUAUGAGGUCCGGGUGAGCUCUACUCUCAGAGACUUGAAGAAGAAAUACGUUUCUAGGUCGCCAGAUAAUAAUGGUGUCCAAGGUGGCGACCCUCAAGCUGUAGUUGUUCCCGUGACAGCUACUGUUCAUGUCUUGCCUCAGUCGCCCUUGCAUUCCGCGGGCUUGCAGGCCGAGCGCCCUCCGCAGCAUCUCGUCCGUUUAACGAUACCUACGGCGCAAUUCCAUGUUUCGACGAUACAAGAUCCGUUAACUGGUGAAACCAGAAGUGCGCCGCCGAGACCUCAGUGGUUGCUUGAUUUGGAGGAGAAGGGUGCGGUCUGGAAUGUAGAGGUCCGCCCGACCAGCGCUAGCGGCAAGCGUGACGGUAUGAUAGUGCUCGUGAACGGCGCUGAUGUGACAAUCGCCAGCGAAAAGGAAUCGCUGGCGCAUCUGGGGAGAGAUGAGCUGCAGAAUAACCGCAUUUCGAAGAUGAAUAUGCUCGUCAGAACUUCCGAAGCUGCAGAUCAGAUCCCGGAGGAGCUUCGACAGCCUAUCGCUGUUUCGGAGCACUUGUAUGAAGCGGCUGUCCUGGAGUCAUUAAAUGCUCCUGAACAAACUGCUGGUCAAACGGGCGACGCGAAUCCCAAGCCGGAUGAUGACCAGGGUGCUACCGGGAGCGCUAACAUACCGCACGGGAACCCUGCACCUGAGGGUGACACACCCAGCGCUAGCGCGAGUGGGGGGCUGCUAGGCUUCUUGAAUUCUUAUCCCAAUCCGUUGGCGCGGUUCACUUCCUCGACUCCGCGAACACCUCUGCCUGAAUCGCCCUCGUCUGACCUGCGAAAGCUGCCUGGCGGCUUCAACGAAGCCGACAGACCACUGGCUCUGGCGACGCUGACGAGGACGUCGGGGCGGACGUACCCUCUGUCGAUGCUGCUUGCUGUGGCUCUCAUCGCCUUUCUGCUGGGCUCUUUCCUGCGAUCACUGCUUUCUCCUGCAGACUUCAUUUACGUGGUCACGGAUCUCAAGGAGGUGGAUGAAUCUACAGUUGGGUGGCGAGAAAUCCGACGGCUUCUGGAAAUCAAAUACCUGAUAGGAGGGUGGGAUUUCCAGAUAGCUGUUGUGCGACGCCAUUGAGCGUCCUCGGCAGUCCAGAUACUUACUCUAGUAAUAUUAAUGCUUGCGUGCGCACUUGCUGUCGAUCUAUUAGUCUAGCACACGGUCCCGUAGUAGGAUAUGUAUCUAAUGUGUACUGCAGCGCGGUGGAAGCGGAAGUUUCUCAACUCGCCGG
Molecule: messenger RNA, 5337 nt
Organism: Gloeophyllum trabeum ATCC 11539
Lineage: Eukaryota; Fungi; Basidiomycota; Agaricomycetes; Gloeophyllales; Gloeophyllaceae
Exons: 8
Coding region: 60-5183 (1707 amino acids)
Molecular function (GO): lipid binding
Source: RefSeq, a predicted model, not a curated record